AUGAGGCGCGAUCCUGGAUUUUCGAACCGCAACGCUAACCGACCUGAAUCAGGAUACCAGAACAACCACAAUAACGCCCACACCGACUACGAGUCUGACAACGCGUAUCUCUCCGAUAUGCCUCAAAAACCUGCCCCACCCCUCCGCUCUAAUGAAGAGCUCAACCUUCGCGUUCUCCGUACCCACAAUGCUGAGAUAACUGAUGUCAUCUCUCUGGCCAACUACGCCGUCAUCUACGCCUUCAACCCCCACUCAAAGACCUGGGAGAAGACCAACACCGAGGGCACCCUGUUCGUUUGCUCGAUGACUCCGGGUCCACUUGGUGAAGAACGCUUCACUGUUUUCCUUCUGAAUCGUCGCAGUGCUGUUAACUUCCAAUCCCGCCUGACUCACGGUGACAAUGUGGAAUUGACUCCGGAGUAUGUCAUCCUGAAGGAAGUCAGUGAUGAAGAUGCUGAGGAGCGCGUUUGGGGUAUCUGGAUUUACUCUGAGGACGAAACCUCGACCACCAACACUCGCCUUGUGAACGCCAAAGUCAUCAUGGAGUGCGCUAGCCGUGCUGGCAACAGCCUGAAGGAUGCAAAGGAACGCAUCCAGGCUAUGCGCCAGAAUGAACUCCACAUCGCUGCUGCUGCUUCAGAGACUCAGGCCACUCCCAAUGAGAACCUCCAGGGUGGUGUCUCGAUGGGCCGUACCAUGUCACUGAAAGACAUGUUUGGGCAGCAACGUGCGCAGGAUGAUGAGUGGAGUGUUCGUGCGCACCAUGAACAGCUCCAGUUCCAGCCUCACCCCCAGCCUCAAGCCCCGACCCAGCCCGGAUAUGGCUACCACAUGCCUCUGGCACACCAGCAUGCUUCCCAGGCAGGUGCGCCUAACCCCCCAGCUCCGGCCCAGGGAAUGCCCGAUGUCCUCGGCGAUCUCUUCCGUCGCGCGGGACUUCAACCCCAGCAACAGUAA
Penicillium longicatenatum is the source of this 957-nucleotide messenger RNA. RefSeq names its product Dcp1 family protein. The coding region runs from base 1 to 957 and encodes 318 amino acids. Gene Ontology annotation, biological process: positive regulation of catalytic activity; deadenylation-dependent decapping of nuclear-transcribed mRNA; deadenylation-independent decapping of nuclear-transcribed mRNA. The transcript has a single exon. The record is from RefSeq and is a predicted model, not a curated record. Gene Ontology annotation, molecular function: enzyme activator activity; mRNA binding. Lineage: Eukaryota; Fungi; Ascomycota; Eurotiomycetes; Eurotiales; Aspergillaceae. Gene Ontology annotation, cellular component: P-body.